CAGCAUGAGACACUUCUCUUCUCGGAUCAUGCAAGCAUGGAAAUAUUUGAAGGAAAAGUCGUUUUGACAGCUCACACAAAGCAAAGAGGCAUGUGGAGGACCCUAACCCUCUCGCUGAUAGUUGCACUAGCGUUGGGCACACAGGUGUCCCAGGCUGAGGAUGUGUGGCCCCCGGGGGAUGUUGAGAAUUCGUCGGAGGAUCAGCAACACAAUAUCAGCGACAUAUCCGCCAUACUAGGAAAUUCCCGACACCAGAUUCUGGCUGCUCAGUAUGAGUGCUACCUGAAGAUCAUCCAUGAUCCACCACGUACAGAUGAUGGUACUUUCUGUAACCGUACGUGGGACGGCUGGCUGUGCUGGGGGGAUACAAGUCCAGGGACUGUCAUGCAGAUGUGUCCUGAAUAUUUUCACGACUUUGACCCUGCUGAGAAAGUUACUAAAGUCUGUAAUUCUGAUGGCCAGUGGUUCCACCACCCGGAGAGCAACAGAGUCUGGUCCAAUUACACCCAGUGUCAGAUCUACACCAUAGGCAAACGCAAGUUUACCAUCAGUCUCUACUACCUAGCCAUGGUGGGUCAUGCGCUGUCUAUUGUCUCCCUUAUCAUCUCUCUGAUCAUCUUCUCCUUCUUGAAGAGUCUUAGCUGCCAGAGAAUCUCUCUCCACAAGAACAUGUUUCUCUCUUUCAUCUUGAACUCCAUUGUCACCAUAAUGUGGCUCUCGCUCAGUGUGGCCAAUACCCAGGCCAUAAAUGCCAGCAACCCUGUGAGCUGUAAGAUUUUGGCUGUACUGGUCCAGUAUACGUCUACUUGCAACUACUUCUGGAUGUUGUGUGAAGGCAUCUACCUCCACACACUCAUCAUAGUGGCAGUCUUUGUGGGCGAGCAGCAGCUCUUCUGGUACUACGUCCUGGGAUGGGGCUUUCCCAUAAUUCCUGCCGUCACGUACGCUGUGGCUCGUGGGCUCUUCUUUAAUGACAGGUGUUGGAUCAGUGCCCACACUCACCUGCUCUACAUCAUUCACGGGCCCAUUCAAGCUGCACUGCUUGUGAACUUCUUCUUUCUCCUGAACAUUGUCCGGGUUCUGAUCACCAAGCUGAAGGAAACUCACUGCGCUGAGUCCACCGCCUACAUGAAAGCAGUGAGAGCCACCCUCAUCCUCAUACCUCUGCUGGGAGUUCAGUACAUCCUUUUCCCCUCGAGGCCGGAGGGACGCACCAGCCGGGCCGUCUAUGACUUCUUUAUAAAUAUCUUCAGCCACUUCCAGGGACUCCUGGUGGCAAUUAUAUUCUGUUUCUGCAAUGCUGAGGCUCAAACAGCUUUGCAGAGGAAAUGGGCUCAGUGGAAGUCUGCCUGGGGUAAGACCGGCUGGGGAGAAACACCCAUCACCAACAAUCACUUUAACUACCACACCAACUCCUCCAUCACGGAAACCAGCCGCGCCACCAUCAGCUUGGAGCAACCUUGCACGCCUUUUGAACAAGAGCAUAACAACCACUUCAUGUCCAGUGAGCAAGGGGAAGCCAACGGGCAGAAAAAGAACAGCAAGACCUGCAGUAAUGGGGAGGUGGAUGUGCUGAACAACCUGGAGACCACUUACAUCUGAAAGCAGUGAGGUGAUGUUUGCGGUGCCGAAUGUGCACGCUCAUAGAAGUGUAAAAAAAAAAAGAGAAAAAAGAGAUUACAGGUGAAUUCAAAAUAAAGUUUCACUGAUGGAAGAGUGUAUAAAAUAUCUGAAGAGCACUUAAAAAGCUUAUGAUGUUCACACACUUUUUACAGCAACAGCUUUACUUUAUGGACUCAUAUGAACCGAUGAGCACAACAUCAUUUAUACCAUAUUGUCAUUCUGUAAUCCGAGUAUAUUAAUGGAUUUUGUGCUCUGUUGCUGUAAUUAAGUUCACUUACAUAUUUUGGUUGUUUGUUUUCCUAGCUUUUAGCAUCUAUUUUUUAAGUAUGGAGAGAGGUGUAUAACUCAAACCUGCCAUUUUGAUAUUACAGAGGCAGAGAUGUGUGUUUGCAUAAUCUGCCUAAGCUUCUGAAUGCUUUACCUGUGCACCACUGUGACCAAUGAAUGUCAUAGCCUACUGAUGUGAUCACAAGUCUACUUCUGCAUGCUUUUAUCUGAGAAUGAUGAUACAGUCAUCAAUGGCCUGCGGAAAGCCAGCAUCCCCAUUUAAGCUGUUUCUGACAAUGAGAACCACAAUGAGAGAAUCGUGGCGUUAGCAGGAUGAAACACAGCAAAUGUGAUUCCCAAUUCAUUUCACAUUUGCUGAUGACAUGUAAUAGAAAAAAACAUUUAGUCUCAGUUAAAGGAAAGGAAUGAUUUUGUACUUAUCUGCCCUAUAAAGGCAAAGUAACGGGGUCAAAAUAAGUGAAGACAAAAGAAAUCCAAAUGAGGUUUAAUUAUCUGUGGUCUCUAGAAGCCCUCCCAUGCCCCUUACUGUACUCUGUGUGUCACAGAUAGCUAACUCUCAAACUGAACAGCUAAGCAAGUGAGCUAACUAACCAAGCUGUUAUUAAAUAAAUAUAUCAAUAUGUUGACAUUUAUCUGACAAUAUAGUAUUCCAUAUAACUAUAUGAGGCAGCAGCUGAAUCCAAUCCAAAAAACUGAAACCUAGCUAAAGUCCUACUAUGGCUAACUAGCUUAGCAGAGUAGCAGUGGCUGUCAGUUUUAGAGUCAAGUGUGAAUCCAUAUGAUCAAGUGAGGAUAGGUUGCCUUAAAUUACAUGUUUAAAUGUAGUAAACUGUGAAUUAAUUCACCAUAUUGGUUUCUGUAUAAAUAUAUGGACAGAAAUAUAUCUGUUAACAUACAUGUAUUGUCUCAGAAUGGCCCUACAUAAUCCAAAUAAAGUUUAUUUUCUCAAAGUGGAUAACAACAGGGAAAGAACUUCCUUUCCCUGUUGAAUUCGUGAGGAUUAUUCAAAAGCAUAGGUUUUAUAUUGGUUGUAUGAUUUCUAAGCCUAAACUGACCCAAUUUUGUGUGUUUGCCUUUAUAGGGCAGAAAUGUUAAAAACAGAAUUCAUAUUUCAAUUUUGUUUGGUUAAAUCUCAUUUUCACUAUACAUGGUUUAUGGUUUAAUUUUAUGGUCACCAUGUUUGCUGACACACAUUUAGUUGGUUUUAGUAAAGUAGGUUUUCUCUUAUGUCAAAUAAACCGACCUCAUGGAGCACAAGAAAGGGCUUCUGACUUUUAUGGUCCAUGAGAAUAGAUCAGUCAGAUGAGUAGGAGAUAAAACAGUGGCAAUUUGUAUGUAAUAAUGACAUUUCUCCAUAAUGUAACAUCCUGGCUACAUGACAGCUAAACCUGCAUGUAAAGUAGUGCAUCUACUUAUGAGCUUCGUCUAAUUCCAGCUGAUUUACUUCUUAGAAUAAAUCAUUGCUCAUGUUUUUCUUCUUCCGGUGCCACCAUCUCCCACCAUUCUUGCUAUUAUGACAUUCAUUUUAUUGCAAUAAGUCAUGAAAUCUUAACUGAAGCACUGAUAUCACUGAAAUCAAAAUAGAGGCAAGGCCCAUUCAGAAUUCCAUUGUGAAAUGUUUCUGUGACAAAUGCAGUAUAGGUAUUUAAACAAGACUGCCAAAUUAGUGUAUAAAUAGUUUGGGAUUUUUUUCUAACUUCAGUCAGCAUGGGAAGGAGACAGGUGUCAGAACUGGCAUGUCUUUAUUAUGAUAGUGUUCCUAAUGCUUCUUAAUAUUCUGUGUUAUUAUUAUUGUGGAUGUUAAAAUUCUAAAAUAUUAUGGACUGUGCUAUUGUUGCAAUAUGUUUUUUUUUUCAAAUGCAUAAUAUAAUUUACUGACACUUAAUGGAGAAAUUAUUCACUGUAUUUUCCAUUGCUUAUGUAACACACUGUAUGCACACUGGCAUGCUACAGAGCCAGCACCUUUUCAAGUUUCCAUUGGAAUACUGAACAAGUCUCCUGAGUGAAAGUGAGCUUGUAGCAAAUUUGUAUCCUUCAAGGACACGUCCACACACUACAUACUGCACUGAGAAUACAAGUGUGCCUGUGUGGAUACAGGGUACAUGAUGCAUGGGGAAUAAAACACAAAAGAGGUGAGAAAACACAGAGUAUGAGAAGGCUCUGUUAAAGAGCUGUGAAUCUCAACUGAUUGUGCACAGGGACCCAACCCUGUACGUCUGUGCCAAUGCUGCCCAGUAGAGAAAACAGUUGUCACAGACAUAUUUGUAAAGAAAUCUGAGAAACAUUCCAAUAAAACAUCAAAUGUUCAAUUCAAGCAUAUUAUUGUAUAUAUAUUUUUAAUAAUGACUGUCAUCUACGAGUGGAAAUAAAGC
Molecule: messenger RNA, 4283 nt
Organism: Scomber japonicus (chub mackerel)
Lineage: Eukaryota; Metazoa; Chordata; Actinopteri; Scombriformes; Scombridae
Gene: calcrl2
Product: calcitonin receptor-like 2
Exons: 13
Coding region: 37-1602 (521 amino acids)
Biological process (GO): angiogenesis; cell surface receptor signaling pathway; adenylate cyclase-activating G protein-coupled receptor signaling pathway
Cellular component (GO): plasma membrane
Molecular function (GO): adrenomedullin receptor activity; calcitonin receptor activity; calcitonin gene-related peptide receptor activity
Source: RefSeq, a predicted model, not a curated record